GGAAGUGGUUGCAACUGCUCGGCUGGGCUGAGCAUAGCAGUUGUGUUAUGAUUUCUCUUAAUGCGUUAUUACUAAUGGAUGGAGGCCUUUUUACAUAUGAAGUACGCAUGGAUAAACGGGGCUGUGUGGACUGUGCUUCCCCUUGUCGGAUGUGACUUCUAAAGGUACUGGCACUUUUCCUGCCUUGAGGCCGAGUGAAUAAUCGAGGAGAGGAGAUGGAAAAGAUGACUGCUCUCCACUUGUCAUCGGCUACGACUUCAAGACUCUCCGAGAGGGACUGAAAGGAACAGAAAGCUAUCCUCUGGAAGACAGGGUGAGACACAGAGAAGCAUCCACAGCGACCAACCACUUGAAGCACAGAGGAGAUGGCUUUCCUGGACAACCCGGCCAUCAUCCUGGCGCACAUCAGACAGUCUCAUGUGACCAGUGACGACACAGGCAUGUGUGAGAUGGUACUGAUAGACCAGGAUGUGGAUCUGGAGAAGUGCCAACUGGCUCUGGUGCCGGGAACCAGCUGUGGGUCAACAGGGUCCGAAUCACUGAGCGAGGGGGGGAGCAGCGUGGCAGAAAACCACGGCUGUGACCUCUCUCAGUCCAUGGACAUCACCUCCAGCUGGGACUUUGGCAUCCGCCGGCGCUCUAACACAGGACACCAGCAAGAUAACCGCGAGAAACCCGGGGCUGCUGCCCAAAGACUCGAAAGGUUAAGGAAGGAGCGGCAGAACCAAAUCAAAUGUAAAAACGUUCAGUGGAAGGAGAGGUCCCACGCCUCCCAAUCAGUGGAGGAUCUGGGGUCGCUGUUUGAGAAGCGAGAUUUUAAAGACCGGCCGCGGUUGACGGGCACCAAAUCCACUCUGUCUCUGCGUCUGGAGCAGUGUCCCCAGCAGCUCAACAACCCCUUCAAUGAAUACUCCAAAUUCGAUGGCAAGGGCCACAUUGGCACAACGGCUACCAAGAAGAUAGACGUCUACCUCUCAAUGCAGCUGGCCCAGGAGAAGCUGCAUCCCAUGACAGUGGUGACCAUUGCUAACGCCCGCGUCCACGACCUCAUCGGCCUCAUCUGCUGGCAGUACACGAGCGAGGGACGAGAACCCAAACUCAAUGACAAUGUGACGGCUUACUGCCUGCACAUCGCUGAGGAUGAUGGCGAGGUGGACACCGACUUCCCUCCGCUCGACUCCAACGAACCAAUCCACAAGUUUGGAUUCAGCACGCUGGCCUUGGUGGAGAAAUACUCGUCGCCUGGCCUCGCUUCCAGAGAGUCACUGUUUGUCAGAAUAAAUGCUGCUCAUGGUUUCUCCUUAAUCCCUGUGGACAGUCUGAAGGUCACCAUGAAGGACAUUCUCCAGAAAGCACUUAAGAAGAGGAAAGGCUCACAGAUAGGCUCAGGUCCCAUGUAUCGCCUGGAGAAGCAGACGGAGCCGAAUGUGUCCGUAGAUCUGGACGCUACGCUGGAGAGCCAGAGCACCCUGGAGUUCUGCCUGGUCAGAGAGAACAGCUCCAGAGGGGAGGAGAGCUCAGAGGAAGACCCUCCUAAUGACAACUCCAAUGUGCAGGACAUGCUGAGCAGUCACCACUAUAAGUCCUUCAAGAUCAGCAUGAUCCACAAGCUGCGCUUCACCACGGAUGUCCAGCUAGGCAUUUCAGGAGAGAAAGUGGAGAUCGAUCCUGUCACCAAUCAGAAGGCCAGCACUAAGUUCUGGAUCCGUCAGAAACCCAUCUCUAUCGACUCGGACCACCUCUGUGCCUGUGACCUCGUGGAGGAGAGAAGCCCCAGUCAUGCAAUAUUUAAAUUCACUUAUCUGAGCAACCACGACUACAAGCCGCUCUACUUCGAGUCUGAUGCUGCUACUGUCAAUGAAAUAGUUCUACGGGUGAACUAUAUCCUGGAGUCCCGGGCCAGCACGUCUCGGGCUGAUUACUUCGCCCAGAAACAAAGGAAACUCAGCCGCCGGACCAGCUUCAGCUUCCAGAAGGAGAAGAAGUCCGGCCAGUAGAAGGACGAGAAAUGCUUAGCAACAUAGACCGAUGCUAUAAAAAUAAAAUAGUAAAUGCAAAAACGAGGCCUGUCUCUACACAGACAGCAUUAGGCUACACGCAGCAAAGUGAAGACUGAUAGGUGGAGUCAGAGUACGUGUCUCUGCUUCAGAUGAACUGGUUGGAGGUCUCUGAAACUCCAUGGGUGAAGAUGGUCAACGAGCAAAAAGAAAUGAUGGAAAGAACCAGAGAAUUGCUGGACAGAGUUUUGGCUGCCAUGUCGCCGUCAGCUCUUGUUCUUUAACUGCCUUUUGAACAUAGGCUGCCUCCCCAGGGAUGGAUUUGUACACCCAACAAAGAAAACCGAGCUACAUGCUAAACCUUUGAGUCUGUCCUGCAUCUGUAACAGACCAUUUUACAUGACAACGUGAAAGGAAACCUUCACAUGUACUGUACAUAGACAUUUUACAUGCAACAAAUGAAAAAAAAAUUGAAAUGAA
Molecule: messenger RNA, 2477 nt
Organism: Gymnodraco acuticeps
Lineage: Eukaryota; Metazoa; Chordata; Actinopteri; Perciformes; Bathydraconidae
Gene: mapkap1
Product: MAPK associated protein 1
Exons: 13
Coding region: 366-1997 (543 amino acids)
Biological process (GO): TORC2 signaling
Cellular component (GO): plasma membrane; TORC2 complex; cytoplasm
Molecular function (GO): phosphatidylinositol-4,5-bisphosphate binding
Source: RefSeq, a predicted model, not a curated record